UGGACCUAAGUAGGAAGGAAGGAUGGGCUCUUUCUUGCACCAUGCAAGGCGGCAGCGGUUGGUUGUCCUUUCUCCUGUUCAUUGCCCCACACUUUUUCCUCGCUGUCGGGAUCAUGCUGAACACGGACACAAAGGAAGUACAAACUGGAGUGAACGAGGCACCUCAUUCUAUUAAGUUAAUUAAAAAGAAUUACAUUUAUGGCAACACCAAACAUAAAGUGGAUGUCUAUGUCAAAGUGCACAGGAAUAGCCCCUUUCUAGUCUGCAUGGAUGUGUCCCUUUCACAAAAUGAAGUCAUUGACCCCACCUACAUGUGGAUUGGGCCAGAUGGACAGACACUAAAUAAAAAACACUACGUGAAUCUCACAGCAACUGGAAAAUUGAUGGUGCUUGAUUUUAAAGAGCACAUGUCCGGAUCUUAUACUUGCACACUUACUUACAGAGUUUUCCGAAAUGACAUGCAAGCAGAACAGGAAAGAUUCAAGACAUUUAAAUUUAUGGUUUAUGCAUACCGUGAACCAGAUUACACAUAUCGAAUGUCUGUUCACUUUACAACAAAAGCUUGCAACCUGGCGGCAAAUGAACAGUUCUUUGAAGAGCUAAAGAAAAUUCUGAAUAAUCUGAUUUCCCACCUGAUGUGUCAUAUCAGUGAGCCUUCGUACAAGUGUUAUUCCGUGAAGCGACCCAAACAUGGCCUCAUAGAUGAGCUGUUUGUUGUUUUUCAAGUGAACCCAUUUGCCGCAGGUUGGGACGUUACUUGCCACAAGACUCCCUCUAGCUGUGAAGAUCUCACCAACAGCCACAUUCAAAAGGCCCGAUGGCUCAUUGAAGAGUUUUUCCGCAGGCAAAUGUCCAUCCUGAAACAUGAGUUUCAGAACACCCCGCCAAUCCAUUAUGUAGACCAUAGUUUCCAAGUCACUCGUCUCGACAGCUGUCGCCCAGGGUUUGGGAAAAAUGAGCUCACCCACAAUGACUGCGCAAAUUGCUGUGUGGCCUGUGAUCCUGGGACCUACAGCCCAGACAAUGAAGUGGUUUGCCAGAAAUGUACAAGCAUCCGGAUUAAACACUAUGGAGCAAAAUCCUGUUAAAUAAAAC
Sceloporus undulatus (fence lizard) is the source of this 1095-nucleotide messenger RNA. It is a transcript of the gene ZPBP2, whose product is annotated as zona pellucida binding protein 2. Gene Ontology annotation, biological process: acrosome assembly; binding of sperm to zona pellucida. The record is from RefSeq and is a predicted model, not a curated record. Bases 42 to 1088 code for a protein of 348 amino acids. Gene Ontology annotation, cellular component: extracellular region; zona pellucida receptor complex; acrosomal vesicle. Lineage: Eukaryota; Metazoa; Chordata; Lepidosauria; Squamata; Phrynosomatidae. The transcript has 8 exons.